CCUUUUUUCCCUUCCUUUCCCUUCCCGCGGCCAUGGCGCGGAGCUCCGCGCAGCUCCUGGUGCUGCUGAUCUACUUGAAUUAUGGAAAUGGGCUCCAUUUUAAGGUUUACAAUCAAAAGGAUAAGACUGGUGUGUUGUCUCAUCCCCACAGUCUUGUCAGACAGAAGCGUGAAUGGAUAGUCCCUCCUGCUUUCAUACGGGAGGAGGAAGACAGCUCUUACAGGAAUCCAAUUGCUAAAAUACAUUCUGAUUUUGAAGAGAAAGGGAUAGUAGUAACUUACACUAUAUCUGGUCAAGGAGUAACAGAGCCUCCUUAUGGAUUAUUUGUUAUCAAUGGAAAGACUGGAGACCUGAACAUAACGGGAAAGGUUGACCGAGAAAAAACACCAAUGCUGCUUGUCAGAGGUCAUGCUCUGGAUAAAACUGGAGCAAAACUGGAAGAGCCAAUAGACCUCCCAAUUAAAAUCUUAGAUAUAAAUGACAACGACCCAGUUUUUUCACUUGACUUUUUUGUUGGUUCAAUUGAAGAAUUAAGUGAAGCAGGUACAAUUGUAAUGAGGAUAAAUGCAACAGAUGCAGAUGAACCAAAUAAUCUGAAUUCCAAAAUUGCUUUCAGAAUAACUUCUCAAAAUCCUAAUAAUGCAUUCAGUAUUAAUAAAGAUACUGGCGAGGUUCAAGUAGCAACAAUAAACCUCGACAGAGAGACACAUAGUAGCUAUUCUUUGAUGGUGGAAGCAAAAGACAGAAAUGGUGGAUCAGGUGGGAGAAGUGCACAAUGUUCUUUAGAAAUCAAGAUUUUAGAUGUCAAUGACAACGUUCCUGUUGUUGAAAGUCGUAUGCUUGAAGGAAGCAUUGAAGAAAACAAAGCAAAUGUGGAAAUUAUGCGAAUAAAAGUAUUUGACAAAGAUGAAGAGUUUUCUGAUAACUGGCUGGCAAAAUUUGCAUUUGCUUCUGGUAAUGAAGGUGGCUAUUUUCAUAUAGAAACAGAUACCCAAACAAAUGAAGGGAUUUUGACUCUUAUGAAGGAACUAAACUAUGAAGAAAUGAAAAGCCUAAACUUGAGCGUUGUUGUUACAAAUAAAGCAGAAUUCCACGAGUCAAUUAGAAAGAGCUAUAAAGCUAAAGCAAUUCCAAUUAAAAUUAAUGUGAUUAAUGUUCGAGAAGGUCCUAAAUUCCCAGGUGGCACAAAAAUUAUUAAAGCAAUGGAGACCAUGCGGAAAAACCAGGUUAUUGGACAAUACCAAGCCUAUGAUGAAGAUACUGGAAAAGCAGCAGAGCGUAUUACGUACAUCAAAGGAAGAGAUUUGGCAAACUGGAUCACAAUAGACUCGGUUACAGGUGAAAUCAUACUUGCACAAGACCUUGAUUAUGAAUCAGUUCAUGUAGUAAACGGUACCUACGCUAUCACCAUGCUGGGCAUAACUAAAGAUUUUCCUAGGAAAACAGUCACUGGCACAGUCAUUAUUCAAAUUGAAGAUGUGAAUGAUAACUGUCCAGUUAUUGAGUACCCUGUGCGGACUGUAUGUUCAGAUACAAAAUUAAUUGAUGUUACAGCUACUGAUUUGGAUAGUUACCCAAACAGUGCUCCCUUCAGCUUUACUCUCCUUGAGCCCGAGGAGAAAACAAAAAAUUGGAUAAUUGGAUCCAGAAAUGACACUAGCAUACAGCUGAUCCCACAAAACCUGAAAACUGGCAAAACUGAAGUUCCAAUCUUAGUACAAGAUUACCAAGGUUUCAGCUGUACCCAGAAACAGUCUCUACAGCUGACUGUCUGUACAUGUUCACGUGACAGCUCUAUACCCACAUGUGCUGAAAAGCAGUCAGCAGCUGGCCUGGGACCUGGAGCAGUUGCACUAAUCAUCUUGGCAUUUUUACUUUUGCUGCUUAUUCCACUAUUAUUGCUGUUGUGUCCGUGUCGAUCGGGAGCUAAGGGAUUUGCUGCAAUACCGGAUUACAGUGAGGAGAUGUUACGUAACUGGAACAGUGAGGGAGCAGCUCCUGAAGAGAAGCCAGUGCUAAACCUCAUCACGCCCAGUGCUGUGGGGAUGUCGACAGCAGCGGCCAGAGGAGCAGCAGGAAUGAGCGCAGAGGAAGCUGUGGCAGAAAGUGGCAAUUCUGCAUCUAAUGUAAGAGAGCAUUACAACACUGUGACCAGGAGCACUGAAAGAUGGGAAGAGCAAAAGCAUCUCUUUUCUGGAGCUGAUUAUGGAGCUAUGGCAGCUGGAGGGGCUGAAGGUGUAACAGCUGGAGAAGGCAAGACAGUGGUGGCCAGAGAAGGUGUGCUGGCGGGAACUGGAGGAGCCAUGAAAGAAGAAUUUUUAAGAGACUACUUCAGUGAUAAAGCUGUCUCUUUUGCAGAUGAAGAUGAAGCCCAAGCUGCAAAGGAUUGUCUCCUGGUUUAUUCUCAGGGAGAGUCAAGCUCUCCCCAUGGAUCCGUCGGCUGCUGCAGCUUUAUUGAGAGUGAUCUUGAUGACCGCUUUCUUGAUGAUUUAGGAGAUAAAUUUAAGACUCUAGCAGAAAUAUGCAUAGGUAGGCAUAUAGACAUGAAAGAUAGUAGCUCUAGGAAUGAAUCAGGUUUCGGUCUUAAUGACUCAAAGCCACAGUUCUUAGGUCAGCAAAGUGCUUCCCUUUCCGAACAAGCCUUUGCCUCGGGCAGCCGCUUGCAGCCAGCCCAGGCGGCACACAAGGAUAAUGCUGUAGGACCAGACACUGUGUCUCAGGAGGUGGUCACGGAAACAACCUUUGUAUCGAGGUCUGGACAGCAUGAGGCAAGGCCUGUUUCCAAACCGUACUCUGAGAGCAAUGUCACUGUGACGGAAACGUCCUAUUCUGCGGGCCCCCCUGCCACUGUUUUUCUAGAUCCCCAGUUUAAGGAGAAUGUAGUGGUGACAGAGAGAGUGUUUGCACCUGCUUCAAGCUUGCAGGACAUGGUGGAAAUUCCUGAUUUGCCAAAUGGAAGUAAUGUAGUGGUUACCGAAAGGAUGAUUAAAGCAGAGGGCACUAGGCCAGGGGUCUUGACAGCUCAAGAUCUCCCAGAUUCGCAGUAUGUUGUCGUGAGAGAGCGGGAGAGGGUGCUUGUGCCCGCCUCCGACCAGGGCUCGCUGAGCUUCCCCGGUUUAUCCGAAGGGCAGAGUGUGGUGGUGACGGAGCGAGUAGUCACACCAGCCCAGGUCUCGGGGAUGCAAAGCAGAAGCGAGCAGACAGCAGAUGCUGGACUUGGAAGGCAAGAGAACGUAUUAAUCACAGACUCCCCGCUCAGCCAGCCUGGCCUGGCCGCUGGGGGGGUUCCUCCUGCCGGGUCCACUCUGAGCAAGUCUUCGCGAGUCACAAAAUACAGCACUGUACAGUACACUCGCUCAUAA
This is a messenger RNA of Rhea pennata, 3362 nucleotides long. RefSeq names its product desmoglein-2-like. Bases 33 to 3362 code for a protein of 1109 amino acids. NCBI's taxonomy places the organism in Eukaryota, Metazoa, Chordata, Aves, Rheiformes, Rheidae. The transcript has 15 exons. Gene Ontology annotation, cellular component: desmosome; plasma membrane. Gene Ontology annotation, biological process: homophilic cell-cell adhesion. The record is from RefSeq and is a predicted model, not a curated record. Gene Ontology annotation, molecular function: calcium ion binding.